This is a messenger RNA of Hippocampus comes (tiger tail seahorse), 3998 nucleotides long. RefSeq names its product ras homolog family member Ua (gene rhoua). Gene Ontology annotation, biological process: small GTPase-mediated signal transduction. Lineage: Eukaryota; Metazoa; Chordata; Actinopteri; Syngnathiformes; Syngnathidae. The transcript has 4 exons. Gene Ontology annotation, molecular function: GTP binding; GTPase activity. Bases 297 to 1076 code for a protein of 259 amino acids. The record is from RefSeq and is a predicted model, not a curated record.
CGCACACAUACACUGUAGUGAUGUCAUUUGAAGCGGAGUUUGGGGCUGUGGACCGGAGCACCAUUCGUUGAAUCUCUUUACUUUGAAAUGGACGUUGACUUUUGAAAAAGCCACGAUGCACAAUGUAGCUUAAAAUGGACGCGAUGUCAUUUCGUGACCAGGAAUAGUUAAAGUCGCGAUCGCCCAGUCAUGGAAAGUUAAGAGUAGUCAAAAAGCGUCAUCGCCCGGAAGAUAGCAGAAAAAUGGGCGAAGCGAAAAGCCGCCGCCACCCCGGCACUUCUUCGUAGGGCGGCUUCAUGUCCCCCUCCUCCCCGAUGCUUCCGAAGACAGCACCCGUGUCUCCAGCUCCGCCCGUCCCACCGAGGAGACUCCGUGGCCGGGACGGGGGCUUGGGCAAGACGCGGCGGGCCGGAGGAGCGGAGAGGCGGGUGAAGUGUGUCCUGGUGGGCGACGGAGCUGUGGGUAAAACCAGCCUGGUGGUCAGCUACACUACCAAUGGAUACCCCACCGAGUAUGUCCCCACUGCCUUCGACAACUUCUCCGCGGUGGUUUCAGUGGAUGGGCAACCAGUCAAACUUCAACUUUGUGACACAGCUGGGCAGGAUGAGUUUGACAGGCUGCGCCCGCUCUGUUACACCAGCGCGGACGUUUUCCUGCUGUGCUUCAGCGUGGUCAGCCCCGUCUCCUUCCAGAACGUGCCUGAGAAGUGGAUCGCCGAGAUAAGGAGGCACGCCCCCUUCGCGCCGCUGGUUCUCGUUGGGACUCAGUGUGACCUCCGAGAAGAUGUCAAGAUUUUGAUCGACUUGGCUAAGUACCGAGAGAGGCCGGUGGACCCAGCCGAUGCUAGAGAAUGUGCGGCUGAGAUCGGUGCUGUGGCUUACGUGGAGUGCUCAUCGCUGACCCAGAAGAACUUGAAAGAAGUUUUUGACACGGCCAUUCUGGCCAGCCUGCAGAACCAAAGCUCCCAGAAGCACUCCAGAGGGAAACCGAAACGGCGAACCAAGCAAAUGCAGACGCCCGAUAAGAUGAAAAGUUUGUCCAAGUCGUGGUGGAAAAGGUACUGCUGUGUGGCGUAAAGCACUCCAGAUUGCUAUCCUGACAACACUUUCGAGACAAACCUGAACUCGGAGCCUGAGUCAAACCUUUUUAAGGAGUGUUGAUGGAAACCAAAGUUACAUUUGUGUUAUCACGUGGGACAUUCACGACCGAACUCCAGUCUCUUUCGGCGUGCACUGAAAAAAACAAGAAGACGUGUGUCCUUGAGCUAGUCCAGUCAAUGGGUGAUCCGACUGCAGCGUGACCCUUUGUUGGGAUGUCUAUCGUGACCUGCUGGGGCAGCAAACGGACGGUGGAGGAGGCUGAUUUCGGCAAGAAGUGAAACAUUGUUGAGAAUUAUUUCCCUCUAUUUGAAUGUGAAGAGAUCACAUCUCUUUAAGACCUUCUUUUAGCACCUGAAUUGAACAUCGCAUUUACGUGGGGUUAGAGCUCAGUCCACUUAUUUGAUUAGCCAAACUGAAACUGAACGUCUGACGGCGAGUCCACCAAAUGGACAUUAUGGAAGUCGCAGCAUGUAAACAGCAAAAUGGACCAGACCAAAGAAAGACCCACACUUCCUACCGCUGUUCUUUUUCUCCGUAGUAGACAACCCAAAGAUGGUUGACCAGGUCAGUUGGUAAAAAGCCCAAGAUUAAAAUGCUUAAAGUGCUCAUAGCGCUACUUAUGCUAUCUGAAGAAGGUCAAGACAAUACCCGGCCAAGAGAUUAGUAUCAAAGUCUUAUCCCGUAACAGGAAGUGAGUUGUUCGGUUGCAUCGGCAUCGAGGAUCUUAACGCUAUGACUUCUAGUGAAGAUAACCGUAAAUCCUCUGCUUGCUGGCACGCGCUUGACCACGACUGUCAUCCAUUUCCUUUUUUAGACUUUUUGAUUAUCAUGAGAUCAUCGCUUCCAGGUGCAGAUUGUUGAGGGCUUUCUUUAUCUGUUGGGUUGUGGCACACUGUAUGAACAAAAGUAUGCGGACAUUACGCAGGCAGGACGUGAACACGGAAGAAAAUAGGGAGUUAGUCCCUCUUAGCAACAAUAACAGCUUGCACGCUUCUGAGAGCCUUUUACAAGAUGUUGCAAUGUGUCUCUGGGAUUUUUUUUUUUUUUUUUUUGUCCAUUCAUCCAGCUGUGAGAUCAGCGAUGCUGGACCCGAGAGAAGCCCCCGGUGACUCACAAGCUCUUCUCUAGUUCAUCCCAACAGUGUUUGAUUGGGUUCGAUUGUGCAAUUGCAACAGAAAAGGGUCUUCCCUUUAACGUAGAAGCAUACAAUUGUUCAAAAUCUGUUGCCAUUAGACUUUACAUGAUCAGGAUUUUGGAGCUGAUCGCUGAUCUCAGAUAGGCAAGUUAUAAAAAAAAAAAAAAAACUGAUGAUAAGAUGGAUCAAACUAUUAAAAGUAUUUAUACAAUUAUGUUAUUUGUGGGGGGCCCACAAUUCACAUAUAACUGAUGUCUAUUGAAAAGCAUUGGGAAAAAAUAAUAUUUCAACUGAAAAAUUCCCCCAAACUCUGGUGAACAUUCUAUACAUGAUAAAAAGGCCGACUCAGACAAUCCGAUCUGUGUGAAAUCUACUUGUCAUUAUUGUUGAAUUAAAACUCAAAAGGACCUAAAGUGUCUUCCAAAUCCCAUGUAGAGAGUAUGUGCUAAUACUCUUGUUGGUAGAGUGUGCGCCAUCUUCCAAAGUGUCCAACAGUGAUGACCACUAGCCCUGGAACUUCUUUUGCAGCCCAUUCAGUUCCAUGUUGUCAUCCAAAACACACCGAAACAUAAAGUAUGCGCCGUCCACACCCUCUUUUGUGCAUUGUUGUUCCCAAAGUCAGGUCAAAAGUCAACAAGUGUAUCUUUUCUCCAAGGUCCAGUUGUAAAAACGGGUCUUUGUGUUUCGUGUGUCAGCAUCAGAAAGGAUAAGGGCGUGAGCAAGUUUGGAGUAUGGAAAGAUUUAUAUAAGUGCAUAUGAUUGAAAACACGUGUGAGAAGAAGGCAAAGCAUGACGACCGCGCAAUAUUGUUCAUGUGUCCAUCUGCACAAAUUAAGAUAAUAUAUUACGAUAGAAUAAAAAGGUUUGUUUAUCACUGUUUAUCCAAAUUCCAAUAUCUUCCUCAGUCGGAAAGGUUUUUUAUCAGCGAUUACCCCCCCACCCCCCGAAAAAAGUGUCUAUUAAACGUUUUCUUUGACACAAGCCAACAAGUUUGGUCAUAAGAAGGAAACCAAGAUUGACAAAACCAAGUUUCGAUUUUAGUAUCAAGCUGUGAUUGUAUCACUGGAAUUGUUUGGUCAUUCAGAUGUUCCAGUUGCCAAUGAAUGGCCCCUCUGUGUCCAUCCUGAUAGCGAUACAUUGUUUGUCGGCGGGGAAAGUGCGCACAAAGAGGCCUGUCUUGCAGUUUAUGCGCAGCCUCGCAGAGUGACGGCACAUGGAAGUAGGCCAAAGGUCACAGACCCUCUUGUCGGUCGACGGUUUUCCUUGUCAGCUUUUUCCAGUUUUCCUCUGCUUAUGCUGAUGAUUUAAAAGACGAGAGAAACAAAUGUCAUCGUUCAUCUGGAUUCUGUGCUCAUUUGCUUAUACUUGAUGAUAUUUGGCAUUAAACUGAUUCUGUUCAUGCUCCUCUCAACUUAUUUGAACCGUGGCGCGCACAAAGCGUGACAUUUGACGGCUUCCAUUAGUACUGUCAAGAUGUCAGUCGAAACACCAAAUUUGUGAUCCAUUUGAGGUAUAAAACACAAUCUUGUCACUGUUUUUUUUUCUCUCCCUUUAAGCUCAUUAAGACAGAAGCAGGCUGUCUAGAGAGGUGUACACAUGUACUCCAAAUACAGAACGAUUGUUUUCUUUGUCAUUUCAGCAUUUGUUAACAAAUAUAAUCUGUUGCUGCAGUUGUUUGAGACCAGAUGGUCUGGGCUCCAAUCCAAAAGGAUGUUUGUACUAAAGUUUUAUACUUUGAGAAGUAAAGGACCUUUGCAAUAAUA